AUGCCACCCCGAGAGAAAGUUCGUGAAAUUGAUUGUGCUGUGUCCGAGUUCGAGCUUGAGCCCGAGCUUGAGGCCGAUCUUGGGCCCAUUCCUGUUCCCAGACCCAUCAUAGACAUUGCAAAGUACACUCGUCGCAUCAUUCGCGAGUUCAUCGCUAUUACGCGCAAUCCGCUGGUAGGCUGCCAUGCGGAUAUCGUUAGGGGCGAUAUCCGGCACUGGGUGGCCACCAUUCUCGGACCCUCUGACACUCCCUACGCGGGUGGUCAGUUCCACUUGGAUAUACGCUUUUCAGAGGAAUACCCUUUUCUACCACCACGUGUGAUCUUCACCACGAAGAUUUAUCAUUGCAACGUGGACGAAUUUGGAAGUAUAACUCUGGAAAUCCUGGGUGAACAUUGGUCACCGGUCACGCGCAUUGAGCAUGUUUUUGUGGCCAUCCAAUUGCUGCUGGAGAAUCCCAAGCCGUACAGAUCGUUCGAUAGUAUCAUUAGCACAAUGUUAAUAAUCAAUCCAGAGGAGCACGACCGCCUGGCACGUGAGUGGACCGCUCUGUACGCCCAGCCUGCCAAUAUUAUUUAGAAUACAUAAAUACAUAUAGAUCCAUACAUACAUAUUAAUCGAACGCAGUAGAGCACACAAUUACAUAUAGCCACAGACGAACAAAUAUCAAAAUCCAUGUAAUACAUACCAAAUAUCCAAUAGAAAUAUGCACACAAAAACGUACAUGUCGGUCGAACUAAUUCAACAUUAAACGAUUGUUCAACAACCA
This is a messenger RNA of Drosophila obscura, 769 nucleotides long. RefSeq names its product ubiquitin-conjugating enzyme E2 D4-like. The transcript has a single exon. Gene Ontology annotation, cellular component: nucleus. Bases 1 to 579 code for a protein of 192 amino acids. The record is from RefSeq and is a predicted model, not a curated record. Gene Ontology annotation, molecular function: ubiquitin conjugating enzyme activity. NCBI's taxonomy places the organism in Eukaryota, Metazoa, Arthropoda, Insecta, Diptera, Drosophilidae. Gene Ontology annotation, biological process: protein polyubiquitination.